Molecule: messenger RNA, 1023 nt
Organism: Xenia sp. Carnegie-2017
Lineage: Eukaryota; Metazoa; Cnidaria; Anthozoa; Malacalcyonacea; Xeniidae
Product: 52 kDa repressor of the inhibitor of the protein kinase-like
Exons: 1
Coding region: 1-1023 (340 amino acids)
Source: RefSeq, a predicted model, not a curated record
AUGCAUAUAAGUACAUCAUCAGGUCUUCAUGUUCACACGUCGGCUCUUCUUAAGGAUAUCUUGGAUCAGAGUUCCGGUAAAAGCCAGCCAAUAAAUGUCAUGAUUGAUAGUAACUUAAAGAAAAAGGUUUCAGAAAAUAGGAAAAAAUUAGUUCCAGUAGUUGAUACCAUCAUUCUUGCAGGUCGCCUUCAAUUACCACUUAGAGGUCAUCGCGAUGAUUCUCAGUAUCAUCCUGACGUUGGUAAAUAUUCUGAAAAGCAUGUUUGUAAUUUUAUUGAAUUAUUAAACUUCCGUGUUCGUGCUGGGGACACCAUUUUGGAAGCCCAUCUUAAGCAUCAUGAUAAACAUACCUCCUACAUCUCUAAAACUACUCAGAAUGAGUUAAUUAGGUGUUGUGGUCAAUUCUUCACUGAACUGCUUCUAGUUGAAGUAAAAAAGAGCACGUUUUAUGCAUUGAUUGCAGACGAAACAUGUGAUAUUUCUAAUGAAGAACAGAUGUCUUUGGUUUUGCGUUUUGUUGACGAGGAGUUCAACAUAAGAGAAGAAUUUUUUCGUUUCAUUCAUUGUAGUGAGGGUAUGUCUGGGAAGAACCUUGCAUCUAUGAUUUUGAAAUGUUUAAACGAAGAGUUGAAUUUAAACAUUCAGGACUGUCGUGGGCAGUGGUAUGAUGGCGCAGGUGCUGUUGCUGGAUGCAUUAAUAGUCUUGCUGCUAGGAUUAAGAAUUUGAAUGGGAAAGCCAUUUACACACAUUGUUUCAGUCACAGAUUAAAUCUUAGUAUUUGUGGGACUUGUGCUGUUCAGUAUGUAAGAAAUGUUUUGGAACAUGUGAAGGAAGUUGCUAACUUUUUUAACUCUUCCCAAUGCAGACAACUAAUUUUGGAGAAAUGCAUUAGAGAAAACUGUCCAGAUUCUGCAAAAAAGAGAUUGAGAAGUGCUUGUAAGACAAGAUGGGUCGAGCGUAUUACUAGCUUAGAUACUUUUGAAGAACUGUAUGUUGCUAUUGUUUUUCCUUGGAAGAAAUGA